AUGCAUCAGGCUCUCUGGGCCCCAGUUUCCCCUUCUGUAACGCAUCGGGCUCCCUGGGCCUCAGUUUCCCCUUCUGUAGCACAUCGGGCUCCCUGGGCCCCAGUUUUCCCUUCUGUAACGCAUCGGGCUCCCUGGGCCCCAGUUUCCCCUUCUGUAACGCAUCGGGCUCUCUGGGCCCCAGUUUCCCCUUCUGUAACGCAUCGGGCUCUCUGGGCCCCAGUUUUCCCUUCUGUAACGUAUCGGGCUCCCUGGGCCUCAGUUUCCCCUUCUGUAACGCAUCGGGUUCCCUGGGCCUCAGUUUCCCCUUCUGUAACGCAUCGGGUUCCCUGGGCCUCAGUUUCCCCUUCUGUAACACAUCGGGCUCUCUGGGCCUCAGUUUCCCCUUCUGUAACGCAUCAGGGCCGAUAGUGUAUAAUGCAUCAGGCCCUGUUGAGGGGAUCAAGUCGGAUGAGUCGGUGCUCGAGGCCAUGCAGGCACUUGACAUUUAUUAAGCACCUGCUGUAUGCUAAGCCUGCUUGGAGCAUCUGGGGAGACCUCAGUGGAGCAGACGAGUCUCAGGGGUGAUCAGGGUUGGCGGGGAGGAGUCGUCCGGCUGCAGAGGGGUGGCCCAUCCUGAGUGGAGACCCAUUUCCCCUCUGUGACUGACAGCUCUGGGGCUCCCUGCGGGUCUCUGGCUUUCGAGGACAGGAAGAGGGCAGCCAGGGUAGAGGUCGGGGUGGGGGGGUCUCACAGCUGGGGCGGCCCCAGCAGGUUGGCUCCAGGAUCCUGGGUGGGGGCCGACCGUUGGGGUGCCCCUCCCUGUCCUCGGCCUUACCUCCACCCUGGAGGGUACCUUGAACAUAACAGGAAAUUUCAAAUAACAGGAAACCAAGACCAGUAAGUUGGGCGGCUCCACCCUGCCUCGGGGCCUCAGUCAGCCCCCGGGGGAGGCCAUGAAUGCCACGGGGACCCCGGUGGCCCCCGAGUCCUGCCAACAGCUGGCGGCUGGCGGGCACAGCCGGCUCAUCGUGAUGCACUACAACCACUCGGGCCGGCUGGCCGGGCGCGGGGGGCCGGAGGACGGCGGCCUGGGGGCCCUGCGGGGGCUGUCGGUGGCCGCCAGCUGCCUGGUGGUGCUGGAGAACUUGCUGGUGCUGGUGGCCAUCAUAAGCCACAUGCGGUCGCGACGCUGGGUCUACUAUUGCCUGGUGAACAUCACACUGAGCGACCUGCUCACGGGCGCGGCCUACCUGGCCAACGUGCUGCUGUCGGGGGCCCGCACCUUCCGCCUGGCGCCCGCCCAGUGGUUCCUACGGGAGGGCCUGCUCUUCACCGCCCUGGCCGCCUCCACCUUCAGCCUGCUGUUCACCGCCGGGGAGCGCUUUGCCACCAUGGUGCGGCCGGUGGCCGAGAGCGGGGCCACCAAGACCGGCCGUGUCUACAGCUUCAUCGGCCUCUGCUGGCUGCUGGCCACGUUGCUGGGAAUGCUGCCUUUGCUGGGCUGGAACUGCCUGUGCGCCUUUGACCGCUGCUCCAGCCUUCUGCCCCUCUACUCCAAGCGCUACAUCCUCUUCUGCCUGGUGAUCUUCGCCGGCGUCCUGGCUACCAUCAUGGGCCUCUACGGGGCCAUCUUCCGCCUGGUGCAGGCCAGUGGGCAGAAGGCCCCACGCCCGGCUGCCCGCCGCAAGGCCCGCCGCCUGCUGAAGACGGUUCUGAUGAUCCUGCUGGCCUUCGUGGUGUGCUGGGGUCCGCUCUUCGGGCUGCUGCUGGCCGACGUCUUUGGCUCCAACCUCUGGGCCCAGGAGUACCUGCGGGGCAUGGACUGGAUCCUGGCCCUGGCUGUCCUCAACUCGGCAGUCAACCCCAUCAUCUACUCCUUCCGAAGCAGGGAGGUGUGCAGAGCCGUGCUGAGCUUCCUUUGCUGCGGGUGUCUCCGGCUGGGCGUGCGAGGUCCCGGGGACUGCCUAGCCCGGGCCGUCGAGGCUCACUCUGGAACUUCCACCACCGACAGCUCUCUGAGGCCGAGGGACAGCUUUCGGGGCUCCCGGUCACUCAGCUUUCGGAUGCGGGAGCCCCUGUCCAGCAUCUCCAGCGUGCGGAGCAUCUGAGACUGCAGCCUUGCGUGCGGACGGUGCAGCCACCGGGUACGUGCCAGGCAGGCCCUCCUGGGGUGCAGGAAGCCGUGUACACGGAGCCUUGCUUGGAUGGGGAGCGGAGAACGGGACAGGCCCCCGUGGUCUUCCCGGUGGCCUCUUGGGCCUUCUGACGCCAAAUGGACUUCCCGUGGUCACUGUGGACAAGGAGGCAACUGCCCCACCUCCCUGUAGGAGCAGAGAGUGCCCUGGUGUGGGGGCGAGCGGGUUCCCCACACCCCCGCUUCUGUGUGAUUCUUGGGAAGUCCCGGCCCCUCUCCGGGCCUCCGUAGGGCUGCCAGGCUGCAAGGGGUGGACUGUGGGAUGCAUGCCCUGGCAACAUUGAAGUUCGAUCAUGGUAUGUGAUGUGGCAGCCUCUUAUUCCCCGGUGUGUGCAUGUGCGCGGACCGUGGCUCAGGGGGGCUGUGGAUCUAGGGGCAGCUAGGUGUGUCUUGGCUAGAGAGGGCCACGGGCCAGCGCCCUGGAGGCGUGGCUGUGAGGGUGGAGGGUGUGCGUGUGUGAACAACCUCUGGGCGUUGCAGGAAGUGGGGGUAACAGUGACAGUUAACCCCACCUCUUCUUGUUCACUUCCCUUUUAGAAAUGGCAGGGCCCCUGCACCGGCUCUGGCCUCUGCAUCUUUUGGGAACCCAGUCUGGGGGCCGGCAGAGGCAGCCGCCUUGGCUUCCUGGCCUGGGGGAUCUUCCCUCACGUCCCCUUCAGCACCAACGGCCUCAGCUUUCCCGGUCUGUAAAAUGGUUUAAUCACUGAAGCCGAAGCACAAGGUUGCCGGUUUGCACUCAGCACCAGCCACAGAGGCUGACGGCUGCGUGUCCCGUGAAACUCCAGUGGAGACGUGCCAGCUCCACACCAUUCGGUACAGGAGACACCAGCCCCACAGGGCUACAGUGCAAGCAGAGAACUGAAUUUCGCAGUGUAGGUUGUGUUGAAUUUGAAUCUGUUUGUAUUUCGGUAGCCCCUUGGGGUGGGUAGCCGCAGUUUCAGUGCAGAUGUGAAUCCGGAAGCUUCCAGCACUUGCAGCUCAGAGACAGUUCUCGCCCACCUCCUCCCAGGACCAAGCCAGCCCCGUCCUGUCCAGUGUCUGGACAGAGGCAGUCAGAAUCCACCGCACCCGCCUCCUGGGCUCAGGCAGCUCUGCUUUAAGUCAUGAUUUCUCCACUGCACGAUGGGGAAUGUGGUGUGUAGGGGCCAUUUACCCACGAAUACAGCAGCCAUGAGGCACACGUGGCUAUUAAAAAUUCAUGGAACUUG
This is a messenger RNA of Chlorocebus sabaeus (green monkey), 3381 nucleotides long. It is a transcript of the gene S1PR4, whose product is annotated as sphingosine-1-phosphate receptor 4. Lineage: Eukaryota; Metazoa; Chordata; Mammalia; Primates; Cercopithecidae. Gene Ontology annotation, cellular component: membrane. The record is from RefSeq and is a predicted model, not a curated record. Gene Ontology annotation, biological process: G protein-coupled receptor signaling pathway. Gene Ontology annotation, molecular function: sphingosine-1-phosphate receptor activity.